CGCGUGAGAAUCUGUCCCCAAGAAAAAAAGGAAGAAUUUUCUUCAUAGAACAGAAUGUUUACGAAGGAAUUCAAUAUGCAUUUUGUCAAACUUCGAAGCGAGUGGCCAACUCCAAGCGAUGGAUCAAGUUGUUCCACUCUGCCGCGCUAUAGAUCAGCGUUCGUGAGAGAGAAGAUUGUGGUUUGUUAACGGAAACUGUUGUCUAGGAGCCAAGUAAUGGGAAGCUUACGGACCGAGAAGUUCGAACAUGCGCACGGUAUGGUUCUAAAGUUGGCAACCGCGUACUUCUGAAUCGGAAUAUCAGCAGUGUGGACAGUGGAAUGUCAGACUGGUGGUUUGACCUUGAAUCUCCGAGUUUACAGUGUUCGUCAUAUCCCAGGAUAGCAAUAAUUUACAUAGUUUCGUCCAAUACACGUGACACUUUUUCUAAGGUUUAAUCUAGAUUGAAGUUAAGUGAUGUCGUAGAAUGAUUCUGUAGCUCUUCAGCUAGUGGCUCAUAAAAUUAGUUUUGAAAAGAAAAAAAAAAGCCAUCAAAAUUUGUCAGGUAAGGAGAAUAGCUAGGAAAUGUAUAAAAUUCAUAUUUUCUUUAUAACUUAUGCCAUUUAUUAAAAACAUAUAAAAUGACCGCCAAUGAAAAAAUUGUUUUUUUCAACAUCAUGUAAGACAGAAGAAAUAUUUUGUAUUGCCCACGAAUCAUGUAUUUGUAUACUAUAUCACAAAGCAUAUUUGUAAACGCUGUUCUGUCUCAGAAUUAGGAUCAAUUGCGACACUGACUUCCGAUCAGUGUGACAGUUGGCGUCUCGCAUGUUUUUUGUCCACAACGCGAAAUUAGAAAUGACUUUUGCUCUUGGUAACAGAAUCUAGCCAACCAAUUCUCCUUCAAGGAUGGUUACAGUCAGCAAUCGUGAGCUAUGACGGCAGAAGUGAGCUUCACGAAACGUGCAGCCGCAGAGCUCAGCAGACGAUUCAAUGGGCUCACAGUGCGGAGCAGAGGGUCGUCUGCACCCGCAUCCACAGCCCCUGCACCGCCGCCCAAGGGCGCGGGACAGCUGACGAGCUGGAUGGUCGAAGGAGUGAAGAGGCAGCCACAACAGCAACAGCAACAGCAACCCAAGAGUACCACCACCAACAAGAGGAGUGAACGAAUUGCAGAACUGCUGACGAAUCGAGCCAGAACCAUCGAUGAGUUGUGGCAGGACCCGCAGUUCCUGAUGAGAUUUUUCUUAUAUCUUUCGCCCCUGGAACGUGCCCAAUGUGUCCAAGUGUGUCGCUCUUGGUGCGAUGUUUUGUACCAGCCAAUGUUCUGGAAUGGAAUACUUCCUGUUCUCCAUUGCCGAGAGCUUAAAGCCACCUCUGGAGAUUUGUCCUCCACUUCAGAGCUGCGUAAAAAGGUGUACCAGAGCUUGGAACGACGCGGUUUCAGCUCCCUCUGCCUGCACGGGGCGGGGGAUGACGACGUGUAUGACGUCAUCAGCAAUUUCCCGGCCGGCCACGUGCGCCAGGUGCGCUGGCUGUCCCUGCGCUGCUGCAACCUCACUGACAAGGGCCUGGAAGUGCUGCUGGAAUUCUUCCAGGCCCUCUCUCGUCUGGAGAUGUCUGGAUGCAACGAAGUGACGGACGCGGGGCUCUGGGCCAGUCUCCAUCCACGCAUCGCCCACCUGACGCUUUCGGACUGCAUCAACGUUGCCGAUGAGUCCGUUGCCGCCAUCGCCCAACUGCUUCCAGGCUUGCGUGAGCUUAAUCUGCAAGCAUAUCACGUGACUGACGCGGCCCUGGCCUUUUUCGGCCCCAGGCCCCAGCAGAGCCUCCAGGUCCUCCGCCUGCGCUCGUGCUGGGAGCUGACCAACCACGGGCUCCUGAACCUGGUUCACGCGCUGCCCAACCUGAGCGUGCUGUCGCUGUCGGGCUGCUCCAAAGUCACGGACGAUGGCGUCGAGCUUCUGGCCGAGAACCUCCGGCAACUGCGUUGCCUGGACCUGUCCUGGUGUCCCAGGAUCACGGACGCUGCCCUAGAGUACAUCGCGUGCGACCUCAGCUUACUGGAGGAGCUCACUCUUGACAGGUGUGUUCACGUUACUGACAUUGGCGUGGGAUACCUGUCCACGAUGGUGAACCUGCGAAUACUCUACUUGCGGUGGUGUUCCCAGAUACGAGAUUUCGGUCUUCAACAUCUGUGCAGUAUGAGAAAUUUGCAGAUCCUCUCUUUAGCAGGUUGCCCUCUGCUGACGUCCAGCGGGCUUUCAUCUCUGGUACAACUGCGGGACCUAAGAGAGCUGGAGCUGACUAACUGCGCUGGUGCUUCUGAAGAAUUGUUCGAAUACUUACGGGAGCACCUUCCGAUGUGUUUAGUAAUUGAAUGAACUGCUCACCUUUCGGAGACCAGCAAUUCCAUCGACCUUUUGCUACGUUACUUUUCGAAUCAGUACAAAACUCGGUAGUGCAACGCUAUUCCAACAACGACUGUGAUGUUCAAUGUCAGCACAAAUAGCUUAAAAUCAGUGUGAAGCAUCGCUUCCUGAUGGUACUGUUUCAAAGUCACCACACGUGUGGAAAAGCAGAACUUGUCUUUGUUUCCUUUUUCAUCGUUUUUAUGUAUGUGUUACCGGCAACUCAUCAAAUUCGGCAUUCUAUAGAUCGCCUGGUAUGAAAAACUGGCAGUGUAUACAUAGACUAAUAAUAAGAGUAGACCGAACUUUCCCAGACUUGCUGAUGAAAAAAUUGGUUCAUGGAUACAUCAUGUGACUGGUGGAAGGCUUGGCGAAAACUUUGGCAGCAUGGUUGCUAGAUGGCAACAAUAUCUAUAGUUUGGCACUCGACAUGUAUUUUAAGUAAUGUGUUUCAUUAUAAUUUUUUUCCAGGUGCGUGAACUGUUUUUCUUUUAGUUAUGAAUUAUUUUGACAUUAGCAAUUAGGUUUUGAUCACAGUUUUCAGUAAUUUUUAUUUCAUUUGGAACUGCUACGUCAGCGUUGGCGUGAACGUAAUGGAGUAAACGUUUUGCGUUAACGCAAAAAUGUACUAAUCGGAAUCUUAAAUAGAAAUUGUUGGUAAAAAUCUUACCGUUUGCCGAUUCUAUUUGGGCGCUUGCAUCUUUAAUUGCUUUGAGAGUUAUUGAAAUUGACUAAAGAAAAUGCACAAUACUAUCUAAACGAAAAACUCACUAUAUUAACAAAAUAUUUACAACUUAGAAUAACAAAUUUACAAAUAGGAUUUCAUAAAAGAUCAUUCUUCCGUGUUCCAUCAAUUGUAUUUAUUUUAUUUCUCGUUUAUUAUGAUCGUCUGCUACGAUGAACGGCCGAUGUUGCUAGGAUAUCCACCAGUCACAUGGUUUGGUUUAUGAGCAGCAAAAGGGUUGCGAUAGCUCGGUCUACUCUUAUUAUUAGUUUAUGAGUGUAUACGUAUAAUGCCUAGACGAUGCAUUGAAUGGCUAGGCAUUAUAACCAAUGCCAGAUUUCGUACAUUACCGAUAACCUAUACAAUGAAUUUUAGUAGUUAUUUCCUAUACUCAGAAUUGUUUGUAGAUUAGAAAAUAAAAACUACUCUAAAAUUUCUGAAUCAACUUAUUAUUAUUUUCAAGCGCCAAUAAUUUGAUCUGCAGAAGAUAUAGGUUAAACUUCAGUACAUUAAAAAAUAAUGAUUAACAAAAAUGCAAGAUACCUGUUUGAACUAAGAACACUUCCGCGUUACAUCAAGAAACUAAUUCGAAAAAUCGACUUUACUGAGAUAAAAAGAACUCUUACUUGUUCUAACCAACCUUAGUUCGUUCAAGUCUGUGACGUCCCCCAUAGUUAUUAAUGAACAUGAAUUAAUAAAAGUCAUAAAAUAAUGCUAAUUGAUGGGUGGUUUUGUGCAUUCUGCUAUCAAAUAACUGGUUUUUACCGGUUUGCGUCCGGAACGGUUUCUGGGAUAGAACGCAAGAAACAUGAGAGCGAACUUACUUACAACGACAAAAAAUCAUUUUGUCAAUGAUGCCAAUUCAAAACUUUUAGCAUUAAAAUUUUUUCCUCCAUGUGAAACUUAGGAACGUUUGGUAAAUGCAUAUUUCGAUUUUGAAACUUAGUGUGCUUUUGGAAGAUUACAAAAAAUACUUCUAAAUUUAACAAUAAACAUUCUAAAUUUUCUGGCGCAUUUUCAAAUAUUUAAAAAAAAAAAAAGCUUUUGACAUCAAAUUCAUUUUUAAUUUAUGUUCACUAAUUCGCAACUCCAAUAAACUAUAGAGGGCGCUGCAGCCACUGUCUAAUGGCGGAUGAAAAAGGUAAAUCAAACAAAUGACUUAACUUAUAACUUGCUUUGACGCUUAGUGAAUGACAGUAAUUUUACAUCGUGUUUGUGGGAAGCUUUCUUUUCUAUUCUUCUGAAAUUACAUUACACAACAAACUGUCUGAAGCCUGUAAUUUAUCCCAAGGAAAACACGUGGAAUGCAAUGUUUUACCUUUUUCUUUAGUAUUAUUAAUCACCGCAAGAUAGCGUAUUCGAGCUCUGGAGUUGCGAAUAAUUUUUCCAAACAUUCUAACAAAAUAAUUCUGAGUAUAGGCAUGAAUUCUACAAACUUCGCUUAUUAUAUUUGUGAGCUGUUUGCCGAUUAGGUUUGGCGCCAAUAAUCGCUUUAUUGGCUGAAAAUAUUGGCGAAUGACGAACAGGUGGAUCAUUCCAAAAAACCUGAAGAACUGUCUACAUGGAUGUGUAAUUAUUGAUUCCAAUUUUAAUCACAAUGUCACUUUGUGUUUCUAAAGUGAAAUGUGCUUAAUACAAAUAUUUCGUGCAAUAAUCAAGCAAAGAAAGCAACUUGACUUUAACGAUCAUCAUUGACAGUCAUCUAACCCCACUUUAUAAGAAUGUGUUUCCAAGAAAAGGCACUGUAAUUAUGUAGAAAAGACAUCUCUCACUGAUUCCCAUAAAAUAUCAGCUCACACAAUACCCUAGAAAUUUAAAUUUGAAGCGUUAUAUUAUAUUUACUCUUUUUUAGCUUUUUUUGUGGAUAUAAUAUAAAUAAAGGACUUGGUUUGUCUCAUGAAUAAAUUUCUUCA
Uloborus diversus is the source of this 5024-nucleotide messenger RNA. Its product is annotated as F-box/LRR-repeat protein 16-like. Gene Ontology annotation, molecular function: protein binding. Lineage: Eukaryota; Metazoa; Arthropoda; Arachnida; Araneae; Uloboridae. The record is from RefSeq and is a predicted model, not a curated record.